GUUAUAUGAUUAUAAGCUGACCUUGGAAUUACCUUAUAAUCUACAAUUAGGUACUAAAACUGCCAUUAUAUUUAUCACUUUUAUGUUGUUUGUGUCUCAUUUUGUCUUUGCUUACAUUUAUUCACUCGAGCGAGACCAGUCGGUCUAAGAAGUUGUGUGCGUGGAGAUUAAAAUAAUAAAGAAAAAAAGAAUUGUCAAUAACCUUUUAAUAUGAUGAUGUCGAUUCAACAAGGAAUUCUUCCACCCAAAUUACAAGAAGCGAUUGAAACUAUUAUAAAAAAUGAAGAUUUCAUACAUUUUCACAUAGAUGUCAAGGAACUUGAAAUGGAUAGUAGUUUUCUUGGCACACAUAGAGAAAUAAACAUUAGAGGAGAAACCGCUAACGGUAGUAAGGAACUGAAAUUGUUCACCAAAACUAAAAUUGAUGACGUCAUUACUCAAUCCACUGUAGUAGACGUAGUAUCUUCAGUAUCAUGUGCGUAUAAGAACGAGAAUUUCGUGUAUUCUGAGCUUCGUAGAGCUAUCAAUGAGGUACAAGAAGAAGCCAACAUACCCGUUGGAGAGAGAUAUACGCUCGCUAAGAGCUACUAUAGCACCGAUAUAGAAUCUGUUAUAAUGGAAAACUUAAGAGAAAAAGGUUUUACAAUGUGUUCAAAUCUAGAUGUAAUUCCUCUGAAAAUCGCAGAGCUAGCUAUCCAACGACUAGCGCAAUUCCACAGCUUUGCUUUUGUACUUAAAGAGAAGCGUCCGAAAUUCUUUGAGAAUAAAGUGAAAAAGAUGAAACAACCUUUCCAUCAUGGUACAAAACCGUUUAAUGAGUUCUUAAAGGGUUUCAGUGAAAUAAGCAUUAAUAGUAUGAAGCCAGAACAGAAAAAGAGGUUGCAAGAGUAUUUUCCAACCACUUAUGACAAAUAUGAAAAAUACACUCAAGACCCAGCGGGCGUUUGGACUCUGGUGCAUGGAGAUUUCAGAGUUAGUAAUGUAAUGGUGAAAUACCACGAUGGCGAAGCAUCAGAAGUGAUACCCGUUGACUAUCAACUCUCGUAUUAUGGCUGCUCCAUCGUCGACUUUAUCUACUUCAUAUUUUGUAGCACCGACCAAGAGUUCAGGAAAAACCACUUAGUACACCUCAAGAAUUUGUACUACUUAUCUAUGAAGAAUUUUUUGAGGCUUUUCUACAUGGAAAUUGAACAAUAUUACCCGAGAGCAGAAUUUGAGAGGCUUUAUAAAGAGAGACUUGAUUAUGGACUGAUGAUGACUCUGUGGGUGCUUCCAAUAAUUCUGACUAAGAAAGAUGAAGCCUCUGAUGCUAUCAGCAAGGACCUGCCUAAGACUGACACUAAACUUAAUGUUUUUGUCCAAAAGAGGUUAAGUGAUAUAGUGGACGAUUAUAUAAAUUGGGGCUACAUAUAGGGGAACUAGCAAAUCUGAGUUGUAAUAAUAUUAAAAUUAAAUGAAUAAAUCUUGCUGUGAAAUUCAAUCGUUGCACAAAUAGGGUUCAUUUUAUGGCUAGUGGUGUCAUUGAUUUCAGACAAAUCAAUAUUUAAUACGGAAUUAUGAAUAAAUUAGUAUUUUAUCAUUUUAUUCUAAACCACAAUCAUUGUCUACAACAUUGCUCUAAUUGCCUUAUAAAUGAAAAUUCAUAAUCUUUAUAAACGUUUGCUAAGUCACACGUAUUCAACGGGCAAGAAUGCACGUCAUGAUAAAAUUUUAUCGAUGAUUUUAGACGCCAAUUGUAUGAGCUUAUCGCAUAAAAUCGACAAAAUUGCGCAAUAAACCUGUAUCAUGAUGCGCAUCCUAGGCCUACAGAUAAGUAGUUAGUAAUUAUCAUCAUCAUCAUAGUCUCCACUGCACAGAACGACGAGUAUUUGUCAAACACUACGUUAGCCAGAUGAAUAAGGGAGGCUUGAUGAUGACAAUGAUGAUGAUGAUGAUGAGAAAUUAACAUAACACAUACCUAUUAUUACUGGACCCGCGUCGUGGAAUACCUGUAAUCAAAAAAGUUAUUUUACUUUUAAGUCAACAUAAUGACUGUAAGCUAUAAAUCAUAGAGCCGAGGAUCAAGCAGUUCUUAACCCUGAAUUAUUAUUAUUCGUUCCCCACAGCCGAUAGUAUGGAUUUGCCUUCCUCGUACUGAGUGACUUCAUACGAAAUAGGAUCAGUGAUAUCGUGGACGAUUUCAUUCAAUGGGGGGAUUUCAAACAUUUGACGUUAUCAAA
Messenger RNA from Ostrinia furnacalis (Asian corn borer), 2219 nucleotides. RefSeq lists its product as uncharacterized. The record is from RefSeq and is a predicted model, not a curated record. The transcript has 3 exons. Bases 211 to 1413 code for a protein of 400 amino acids. NCBI's taxonomy places the organism in Eukaryota, Metazoa, Arthropoda, Insecta, Lepidoptera, Crambidae.